This is a messenger RNA of Terrapene triunguis (Three-toed box turtle), 795 nucleotides long. Its product is annotated as GDP-D-glucose phosphorylase 1. Gene Ontology annotation, molecular function: GDP-D-glucose phosphorylase activity. The annotation marks the transcript as partial. The record is from RefSeq and is a predicted model, not a curated record. The transcript is spliced from 2 exons. Gene Ontology annotation, biological process: glucose metabolic process. NCBI's taxonomy places the organism in Eukaryota, Metazoa, Chordata, Testudines, Emydidae. Gene Ontology annotation, cellular component: cytoplasm.
AGCCGCAUCCUUCACUACACCGCGCUGCGGCCGGAGCUGGGGCUCCAGGCGGAGCCUGAGCCGCUGCUGGCGAAGCGGUGGGACGGGAGACCCGCCCGGCGAUCGGCUGGAGAUGCUGCCUGCAGGGGAGCCCUGAGCAGGUGCUGCUGCUCAUCUAACAUGGCAGUGUCCCUGGGUGCCAGCCAAGCCCUCCAUGAAACAUUGGGGUUGCCAUCCCAGGAGCAGCCAGAGUGCCGUGCUGUGUCCUGCUCGGAGGACUUUGUUUAUGGGGAAGAGGAUUUUGUUCUGUGUGGGGUUGGUUGGUGGAGAAGCAGGUCAGAGGGGCCAGCAAGCCGCACCAUGUCUCGCUUUGACAGAGCUUUGCAGUCCGGUUGGGAGGAGAGGAUGAAGCUGGGUUUGUUCAGGUAUCACCUGGGGGAGCUGCAGACCCGUAUCUUGCCAGGGAAUGUCCGGUUUGUGGCCCAGCUGAACAUCCAGAGAGGUCUGGAGAGAAGGAAACCACAGGACAUCCAGAGUGUCAGGCAGAAAUUCAACCCCCAGCAAUUCCACUUCAAUAAGAUCAAACCAGGGGAAAUCCUCUUCCAUAUGGUCAGGGACCCAAGUCCCCACCCUCCCAGCAGGGGGUGCUCUCAGUUCCAAGGGGGCCCGCCGGAGUCGAAACUCCCAGGGACACCUGACUGCAUCCUAGUGGUGAUUAAUGUCAGCCCCUUGGAGUUUGGACAUGUGCUCUUUAUUCCAGACCCCACACUCUGCCUGCCUCAGAUUCUCACCCAGGAGCUGCUCCAGUUCGGGCUG